This is a messenger RNA of Miniopterus natalensis, 3285 nucleotides long. NCBI's taxonomy places the organism in Eukaryota, Metazoa, Chordata, Mammalia, Chiroptera, Miniopteridae. The record is from RefSeq and is a predicted model, not a curated record.
CUUUUGCAUUGGCUUCUAAAGGUGUAAAGAAGGAGGUGACGCCAUCUAAGAAUUUGGAGAAAAGUGGUAUAUCAAGGAAAAAUGACAUAGAUUUAAAAGGAAUUGUGUUUGUUAUCCAGAGUCAAAGUAAUUCUUUUCAUGCAAAGAGAGCAGAAGAGUUAAGAAAAAGCAUCUUACAGCAAGCUGCAGAUCUUACCCAGGAGCUCCCCACAGUCCUUCUGCUUCACGAGCUGUCUAAGCAGGAAGGUGCAUGGACCAUACUUCCACUGUUACCACACUUUUCUGUAACAUAUAGCAGAAAUUCAUCAUGGAUUUUCUUCUGUGAAGAAGAGACAAGAAUACAAGUCCCAGGACUCCUCAAAACACUCAGAAGAUAUGACCCCUCAAAGGAAUGGUUUUUAGGAAAAGCAUUAUGUGAUGAAGAAUCUACAAUAAUUCACCAUUACGCCUUUUCUGAAAAUCCUACAGUUUUUAAAUAUCCAGAUUUUGCUGCUGGCUGGGCCCUUAGUAUUCCCCUUUUAAACAAGCUUACCAAGAGGUUAAAGAGUGAGUCCCUGAGGUCCGACUUUACAAUAGAUUUGAAACAUGAGAUUGCCCUCUACAUCUGGGACAAAGGUGACGGCCCUCCCCUCACUCCAGUGCCUGAGCUGUGUACAGACGGUGUGGACACCCACUGUGCCACCACAUUCCACUCUUUCCUACCUCUGUGUGGAAAUCCAAUAAAGAAGGAGGAUAUUUUUGUUGCAGUAAAAACGUGCAAGAAAUUUCAUGGUGAUAGAAUCCCCAUUGUAAAGCAGACUUGGGCGAGUCAGGCCAGUCUCAUUGAGUACUAUAGUGACUACGUAGAAAGUUCCAUUCCUACAGUGGAUCUGGGAAUUCCUAAUACAGACAGAGGUCAUUGUGGAAAGACAUUUGCCAUUUUGGAAAGAUUUUUUAAUCAUAGCCAUGACAAAAUAGCAUGGUUAGUCAUUGUGGAUGAUGAUACAUUAAUAAGCAUCUCCAGGCUCCAGCACUUGCUUAGCUGCUACGAGUCCAACGAACCAGUGUUCCUGGGGGAGCGCUAUGGCUACGGCCUGGGCACUGGCGGCUAUAGCUACAUCACAGGAGGAGGAGGAAUGGUCUUCAGCAGAGAAGCCAUCCGGAGACUUCUCGCCAGUAAGUGUCGUUGCUACAGCAAUGAUGCGCCCGAUGACAUGGUCCUGGGGAUGUGCUUCAGCGGCCUGGGAAUCCCUGUGACACACAGCCCUCUCUUCCAUCAGGCCCGGCCUGUGGAUUACCCCCAGGACUACCUUUCUCACCAGGUUCCCAUAUCCUUCCACAAACACUGGAACAUUGACCCAGUGAAGGUUUAUGUUACGUGGCUGGCACCCAGCAAGGAACACAAAGCCAGGCCAGAGACACAAAAAGGCUUUAAAGAUGAGUUAUAAAGCCUGGGGGCCUGGGAGCACAGUCUGGGCAGGAAACAGAAGCAGAGACUUUGUGCUGUGUGCUGUGAACAUGCUACUCUCAUGUGCCACGGAAGCUUCCUGACUCUCAGUGGAAAUCCUGUUUGUGGUAUUUUUUGAGGGGGGAGGAAAGGGAGUCAUAGGGGAAAUAGGUGUUUUUUUUUUCUGGGAAAAAUCACUUUCUUUUGCAUUCUGCAUUGUUGUACCACACAGUGAUUCCUGCACAUUUUUCAAGCUGUGACACAUCAGCUUUUUGACUGUCAUGGGAAAAUAAAUGGUACCAGAAGUCUUCCUGUUCCUUCUCUUCAUUAUAAUGAAGGUUUCGGUUGCGCAUGAGACCGGAGAGAUGUGACUCUGUGUGUGUGUGUGUGUGUGCGCGCGUGCACAUGUGCGUGCAUAGAGAGAGAACAUCGAUUGACAUGGAUAUUGCAAUGGUGUGAACUUUUUAACUGUAUUGUUGAUGGUGAAAGUUAUUUUCUGGUCACCUGGUAGGAAUAAUGCCAUACUAAGGAUGAUUCAUGGAACAUCAUAAGAGUCUAACUAUGAAAUCCCCUGUAGUCUAUAAUCUUGUUAUGUUUUAUCUCUUUUUCUGUUUGUGCCUCAUAAAAAGAGAAGUCUUCUGCAGGAACUUUUUAUUUCUUUAGUGGUUCUUCUGUAUUCUGUUUCUCCCUGAAGCCCUUUUUUACCUGCUCAUAACAGGAAAGUGUGCUGGAUGCCGCCAGGCAAUUGGGUCCUCAAUAUUUAAAGACAAAGUUGUCAUGUUUUAUUCAGGUCAGUGAGCUCAAUGGAAGUCUCAGGAGGUAAAUUACAUUAAUUUAUUCCUGAUGUUUUGCUCUUAUUUUUCUUUGAAUGUUACUUAAUGACUCUCUAUUGACUCAGAAUAGACCCCCCUUCUUUGGUACCAUGAAACCCUAUUGGAAGGAUAGCACGGUGAUUUGGCAAUUUUCCUGGGUUCUUAAAGAAUGAAAUUUGAACAUAAUACUGUGAAAUAGCUCUAAUUUUCAAAUCAUAUCUUUAAUAUGUAGUAAUUUAGCACAUUUAUUAUUUGUAAAGAGAACUCUGUCAUUUAAUGUUUUAAUUACAUAAUUCAGUUUUCUAAAGGUAUUUGCAGAAAAUUUGAUUUUGAUAUGUCUUAAAAUAAUUUUGUUAAAGCAAAAUAUUUUUUUAAAAUAAAAAUUUUUAUUUGUUAAUUUUGUUCAUAAUGCUUAUAUAGCCAAGCACAGAUUUUAAAGCCUUACCAUGUGUGUGGUUUUUAACAAUAUAUUUUUCUUGUAGCUUAGAUUUCACGCAUUUCCAAAAUGGUGCGAUAGUACUUACCAUUUUUCCAAAUCAGCAAAUACCAGUACUGGUGUGUUUUCAGUGUCAUCUGGAUGCAUUGCAUUUAUGUUUUCUGAGAGUAUAUUUUGUGGUCUGUCCAAGGAAUGGAUCAGGGACAGAUGAUCUGCUGGGUAGAAGCACCCUAGGAAUUUAUAGGUAUGGUCAGCUGUUGCUGAUGACUUCAACAUUGUUGUCACAGCUGGAUUGUUGUCAUUGCUGCCAUCAUCGUCACCCUUAUGUCCUUUGUAAUAAUACCCCUAGAGGGCCUGGCUGCCUAGCCCAGUGGAGAACAGUCUUCAGUUCUUCCUGUACCUUCCUACCAAUCAUCGCGCUCAAAAAGCAGCACGUUCAUUAGAUAGGAUCGGACCUGCCUCUGUACAUGAAGACAUAUGUUGGCUUCCUGUUACGAUUGGUGCCUCUGAUACUGAAGAAUCUCCUCUGGUACUUUCAGGUGUUUUGUGAAUUAUGUUUACUUUUUGGAACUAUUGUAGGCCUAACCACAAAUAAAGGGUCUUUGCCUAAA